UGUUAUUGAUGACAGGCAUAUUGUACUGUCUUAAAUACAUCCAAAUGUAACAAUUUUAUAUCCUUCUUUACAUGUAUCUUUAUCUACCAAAUAUCAAUGCUUCGUUGGUGUUACUAAAAAUAUUAAAUAGCUAAAAGUUAGGUUGGUAAAUAUUCUUUAAAAUAAAAAAAAUCAAUAAUAAUAAUAAUUAAUUAAAAUGGAAACUUAAAAGCAAUUCUAAGCACACUCAGUUUCAUAUAAAAAACAUGAUUUAAAAUAUUAUUGAUGACAAGCAUGUUGUACUGUCUUAAAUACAUCCAAAUGUAAAAACUGUAUGUCCUUUACAUGUAACUCUAUCUUCCAACUAUCAAUGCUUUGUUGGCUUUACUAAAAAUAUUAAAUAGCUAAAAUUUAGGUUGGUAAAUAUUCUUUACUGCAUGUUUUAGUAUUAAUUGUGAGAGAUACUACCUCAAGGGGUAUUGUUGGGGCUUGAAUAAGUUUCCCUACUUUCACAAUGAAAUGCUUUGGUGAGUUUCCAACGUAAACUUUCAUCUUUAAAGGAAAAUCAAUAGCCUUUCCCUGGCCAUGAGCAUCCGCAUAUAUACCACCAAUGAUAGUGUAGAGACAACAUGUAAAAAUCCUUUAAGCUGAGCAUGGUGUAUUUAGAGUCCAUUGAUGUUAUUCCUUUGAGUUAAAAAAUAUCAAUAGACACCCUGCUUUAUGUUGAAUGAGCAAGUGUGCUGCUCUUUGACAGCAUUUGAUUUUUAAAUUCACUUGACUGCCAAAUAAAAGCCACCAGAUGCUGAAGCAAUUUAACUUUCUGAGGAUUGUGGAGACUUAUUACAAAGUCUAGAGGAGAUUCAGAAAACAGAUUUAUUAGAACAAAAACAAAUUUUUUAAAAAUUUUAAAUAUUGGAAGCCAACUAAAAAGCCUGUCUUGUUCUGAAGGCACUAUAUUUACUUCAACUUUUUAAGCUUUCUUUACAUUUUAGUAUAAAUUGAAAAAUUAUGUUGUUGCGGUAAUAAUUCAUCUCACCGGAUAAGCUCUUUAGACAUAUGGAGUGCAGGGUCCCAAGUACAUGAUGACAUGGGCCAUCCUCUCCACUUGAUAAGGUACUCUUUCUCUUAUGAGGAAAUAAAUAAGAAGUGGAACGGUCGAGUAAGUACUUCCAUUGCCGCUUUUCCGUUUCGAAAGCAGUCUUUCCUUAUCAUUUACUUGAUAAUUAUCCGUUGGAAAGAAUUCGUAAAGCACUUUAUGAUCAUUCUGUUUUCAUUUCUUGCUCUCUCCGUCCGCCAUCUUGCUACAUACUCUAAAGCAUGCGCAGCUUAUAAACUGGUCAGAUUUACCGCCGGCGCAAAAUGUCCGUGGCUUCCGGUAGUGCCAGACGAUUUUAUAAGGUCUAACUAAGUAAAAGAAAUUACUAAGCAAACAACUGACAGAAACGCGAUAUGAAAAUCAGCAUUUUGACAAUUUGCUUUCUGCUCUUGUGCAUUGAGAUCAAUUCGACUUUCUCGUGGAGGCGAAGACGAAGACGAAGAUGCAAUCCGGUAAACUGUCGGGUUGGAAGCUGGAGUGUUUGGAGUUCUUGCUCCCAUCCUUGUGGCACUAAUGGCACGCAGAAUCGCACGCGACAGAAAACUUUUUCCGCGCAGUGUGGUGGACAAUGUCCAUAUCAUUUGGUGGUGACACGAUCGUGUAACAGGGGUAACUGCCAUAACGGCGGCACCCCGAAUAGUGGCGGAUGUAGUUGCCGAUUGGGAUACGAAGGAACGUGUUGCGAGAAGGACGUUGAUGAGUGCAUCAACAAUCCAUGCCAACAUAACUGCACCAACACAAAUGGCAGUUACACAUGCAAAUGCAAUUCUUGCUACACCAAGCUGGGUCCACAAUGUGACUUGAGGCAGUGUAAGAUCAAUAACCACUGUCACGCGUAUGGUACAGUUAACCCUAGCAAUCACUGUCAGGAUUGUAAUGACAGCCACAAGUUCGCUUGGACA
This is a messenger RNA of Pocillopora damicornis (cauliflower coral), 1977 nucleotides long. RefSeq lists its product as uncharacterized. Gene Ontology annotation, molecular function: calcium ion binding. Lineage: Eukaryota; Metazoa; Cnidaria; Anthozoa; Scleractinia; Pocilloporidae. The record is from RefSeq and is a predicted model, not a curated record.